Messenger RNA from Colletotrichum costaricense, 603 nucleotides. Its product is annotated as xaa-Pro dipeptidase. Gene Ontology annotation, molecular function: peptidase activity. Lineage: Eukaryota; Fungi; Ascomycota; Sordariomycetes; Glomerellales; Glomerellaceae. The record is from RefSeq and is a predicted model, not a curated record. The coding region runs from base 1 to 603 and encodes 200 amino acids. The transcript is spliced from 3 exons. Gene Ontology annotation, biological process: proteolysis.
AUGCAAGAACAAUGCAUUGCAGAAUUGAAGGAAGGUGUGGUGUGGGAUGAUCUGCAUGUAUUGGCACACAAAGUUGCGAUUGAUGGUCUCCUAGCCCUUGGGAUCUUGAAAGGGGACAAGGAUGAGAUUCUGAGAGAAAGAGUCAGCACUGCUUGCAUGCCCCACGGACUGGGCCAUUUUCUGGGCAUGGACACACAUGAUACCGGAGGUCAAUGCGACAUGACUGAUAACAAUCUCGAUCCCAUGUUCAAGUACUUGAGAGUCAGAAGACUUCUACCUGCGGGAUGCAUUGUCACGGUGGAACCAAGCAUACGCUUUAACGAACAUGUGAUUCGGCCUCUUCCCCGUGAUAAAAGACUCUCAAAAUUCAUUGAAGAAAAGGUAUUGAACCAAAGUUGGGAUGUUGGGGGCGUAAGUAUCGAAGAUGACCUUCUAGCCACGGAGUCUGGCAGCAUGAACUUAACAGAUGUACCCAAAGAUGGAGAGAAUCUUGUCAGGAGUGGCUGCAGACUCGUGACCAGCCUUUGCCACUUAGCUUCGAGAUCAAAUGAUCUAAUCAUUUCAAUCUUAGAACAGACUCAUGUGGAUUCAAGUACUAGUUGA